Messenger RNA from Ahaetulla prasina, 2049 nucleotides. It is a transcript of the gene TMEM87A, whose product is annotated as transmembrane protein 87A. The coding region runs from base 173 to 1909 and encodes 578 amino acids. Gene Ontology annotation, cellular component: Golgi apparatus; Golgi cisterna membrane. Gene Ontology annotation, biological process: retrograde transport, endosome to Golgi. The record is from RefSeq and is a predicted model, not a curated record. The transcript has 20 exons. Lineage: Eukaryota; Metazoa; Chordata; Lepidosauria; Squamata; Colubridae.
CCCGUUGGCUCUGCAGGAAGAGCCGCGCUCCCCGCCCAUCUCGCCUGGGCGCCGGAGCCAAUCCGGCAGUGCCCCAUCACUCGCCCUCGGUUCGGAAUCUCGGCGGAAGAGCGGAAGGGGAGGCGAGCGCUCCGGAGCGGGUUCGUUUCCUUGUCGAUUUCGCCGAGAAGGGAUGGCGGUGCCAGGCGCGUCGGGAAGGAUGCUGCCGCUGCCGCUGCUGCGGGGGCGCCUCUCUGUAGGACUGACCCUGCUGCUCCUCCAGCUCCUCUUUGCGGAGCUGCCGUGCCCGGCUGGAGCCAGCCAGUUCUCCAAGUGGGAACUGCCGCUGCCCAUGAAGACAUAUUUUCAUUUUGGAAAACUUCUCUUUAGCAACACUACUAUUUUCCUAAAGUUUAGUGGCAAUGAAAGCGCCUGUGAUCCUUCUCAAAGUUACACUGUAAGCUGGUACUUAAGAUACUCCUAUUGCUACAAUGAGGUCUUCAAUUUUGGGGAUGAACAGGCAAAUAUAUAUUUUCAAAGCAGAACAGAACAACAUCCAAGUUGGGCAGGAUACUAUGCUAUGUCUGAACUCUAUUUCCCCAAUUGUAGUGAGCUCUUCAAGCCACAGAAUUUCUACAGUGAAUUUGUUCAUCCCGUCCUCUUAGGCAGUAAAGAGGAUGGGAAAGAGAAUGGAACAAACACUACUGCAGUAGAGAAUUUUGCAAUGAAUGCUGUAAUGCAAACAUGGCAAGACGGGCCAUAUAUCUUUAUUGUAAAGGUUGAUAUUUCACCUUCAAAGGAUGGAGUGAAUAUUAAAGGAACACAUGAAGAAUUGCCGAAUGUUAUGGCUUCUUCCGAUCAACCCAAAGCACCAUUAAUCAUGACCGUGGAAGUGAUUGGACCAUAUGAAUACCUUUCUCUAGCAGAUUAUCCUCUUAUGACUUUCUUCAUGGUGAUGUGUAUUGUAUAUGUGUUGUUUGGCGUUCUGUGGUUUGCAUGGUCAGCCUGCUACUGGCGGGAUCUCCUAAGGAUACAGUUUUGGAUUGGUACAGUUAUCUUACUUGGAAUGUUGGAGAAAGCUGUAUUUUAUGCAGAAUUCCAGAAUAUUCGCUAUACAGGAAAAUCUGUCCGAGAGGCACUAAUCCUGGCUGAGCUACUUUCGGCAUUGAAACGUUCCCUUGCUCGAAUUCUUGUUAUCAUAGUGAGUCUGGGAUAUGGCAUAGUGAAACCUCGUCUGGGAGUCACUCUUCAUAAAGUAAUUGCAGCUGGAGCCCUUUAUUUGUUAUUUUCUGGCAUGGAAGGUGUCCUCAGAGUCACUGGGUCUUUCCAUGGUGUUACAGCUGCUGUAGCUAACUUCGGACUGUCUAUCAUUGACUCCUGUAUUAUUUAUUGGAUAUUUAUCAGUUUAACUCAAACAAUGAAAUUGCUGAAGCUUAGAAGGAAUGUUGUGAAGCUCUCUCUUUAUCGGCACUUCACCAAUACACUCAUCUUGGCAAUAGCAGCAUCUAUUGUUUUUAUCAUCUGGACAACUUUGAAAUUCAGACUGAUGGAUUGUAAAUCGGAUUGGCAAGAGCUAUGGGUUGAUGAUGCCAUCUGGCGGCUGUUAUUCUCAAUGAUUCUUUUUGUUAUCAUGAUUCUUUGGAGGCCAUCUGCCAACAAUCAACGGUUUGCUUUUUCACCAUUGUCUGAAGAAGAUGAGGACGAUGAACAGAAAGAGCCAAUGCUGAAAGAGAGUUUUGAGGGCAUGAAAAUGAGAACUUCAAAACAAGAAUCAAAUGGAAAUCCUAAAAGCAACAAAGCACAAGAAGAUGAUUUGAAAUGGGUAGAAGAGAAUGUUCCUUCUUCUGUGACUGAUGUAGCUCUUCCAGCAUUACUGGAUUCAGAUGAGGAAAGAAUGAUCACACACUUUGAAAGAUCCAAAAUGGAAUGAAAGAUGAAAUGACUUGUAGCAGAAGCUGUUUGAGAAAGGAAGAAACUUUGUCUAUCUUGCAAUGUUCUAGUGCCGCUUUCUCUGAUAUGUUCCAUGAACUUUGGAACCACUGAUUAUUAUCAGAGGGAAUUUUUUGUGAG